CCCACAACCCUCCGGCGGCGGCGCCGGCGCGCGGCGGAGAUGAGCACCUGGAACUACGUCGUCACGGCGCACAAGCCCACCAGCGUCAGCCACUCCUGCGUCGGCCACUUCACCGGCCCCCACCAGCUCAACCUCAUCGUCGCGAAAUGCACCCGCAUCGAGAUCCAUCUGCUCACGCCGCAGGGCCUUCAGCCUAUGCUAGAUGUACCGAUAUAUGGAAGGAUCGCGACCAUCGAGCUCUUCCGACCUGGCAAUGAGGCCCAGGACUUCCUUUUCAUCGCCACAGAGAGAUACAAGUUCUGUAUUCUGCAGUGGGAUGCAGAAAAGUCGGAGCUUCUAACCAGAUCCAUGGGCGAUGUUUCUGACCGCAUUGGCCGCCCUACGGACAACGGACAGAUUGGGAUCGUCGACCCUGACUGUAGGAUUAUUGGCCUUCACCUGUACGAUGGAUUAUUUAAGGUUAUACCAUUUGACAACAAAGGACAACUGAAGGAAGCUUUCAAUAUCAGACUAGAAGAGCUUCAAGUAUUGGACAUCAAGUUCCUGUAUGGCUGUCUCAGACCUACGAUAGUUGUCCUCUACCAGGAUAACAAAGAUGCAAGGCAUGCUAAGACAUAUGAAGUUGCACUUAAGGACAAAGACUUUGUUGAGGGUCCUUGGUCACAGAAUAAUUUAGACAAUGGAGCUGGUCUUUUAAUACCUGUACCGGCUCCACUUGGUGGUGUUAUAAUUAUUGGCGAGGAGACGAUAGUUUACUGCAAUGCCAAUUCUACAUUCAAAGCUAUACCCAUCAAACAAUCCAUCAUAAGAGCUUAUGGACGGGUUGACCCAGAUGGUUCCCGCUAUUUACUUGGUGAUAAUACAGGCACUUUGCAUUUACUUGUGCUUACCCAAGAACGAGAAAGGGUAACUGGUUUGAAAAUUGAGCACUUGGGAGAGACGUCGGUUGCAUCGUCAAUAUCAUAUCUUGAUAAUGGCGUUGUCUAUGUUGGUUCUCGAUUUGGUGAUUCACAGCUCGUAAAGUUGAAUCUCCAACCUGAUGCAAGUGGUUCGUUUGUUGAAGUCCUUGAACGAUAUGUGAAUCUUGGACCCAUUGUGGACUUCUGCGUGGUUGACCUUGAUAGGCAGGGCCAAGGUCAGGUUGUCACUUGUUCAGGAGCAUUUAAAGAUGGUUCAAUUCGGGUGGUUCGUAAUGGUAUAGGGAUUAAUGAGCAGGCUUCAGUAGAGCUGCAAGGCAUCAAGGGAUUAUGGUCAUUGAAAUCUUCCUUCAAUGAUCCGUAUGACAUGUACCUGGUGGUGAGCUUUAUAAGCGAGACACGAUUCUUGGCUAUGAACAUGGAAGAUGAAUUAGAAGAAACGGAGAUAGAAGGUUUUGAUGCACAAAUCCAGACUUUGUUUUGCCAGAAUGCCAUCAAUGAUCUGCUUAUACAGGUUACUGCUAAUUCUGUUCGGUUAGUCAGUUGCACUUCACGGGAGCUAGUGGAUCAAUGGAAUGCACCAGAAGGAUUUUCAGUCAAUGUUGCAUCAGCUAAUGCCAGUCAGGUCCUGUUGGCAACCGGUGGUGGCCAUCUUGUUUACCUAGAGAUUAGGGAUGCUAAGCUGGUUGAAGUGAAACAUGCACAGCUAGAACAUGAAAUUUCUUGUGUUGAUUUGAACCCAGUCGGCGAGAACCCACAGUAUAGUUCUCUGGCUGCUAUUGGGUUGUGGACUGAUAUAAGUGUUAGCAUAUAUUCACUUCCAGACCUUGAAUUAAUCAGGAAGGAAAGUUUAGGCGGAGAAAUAGUUCCUCGGUCUGUUUUGCUAUGCACCUUGGAAGGGGUUUCAUAUUUGCUCUGUGCUCUUGGAGAUGGUCACCUGUUUAGUUUUCUGUUAAAUGCAAGUACAGGUGAACUAACUGAUAGAAAGAAGGUCUCUCUUGGUACCCAACCAAUCAGCCUUCGUACAUUCUCAUCAAAGGGAACAACCCAUGUGUUUGCUUCAUCUGAUAGACCGACUGUUAUCUAUAGCAGCAAUAAGAAGCUGCUGUAUAGCAAUGUCAAUUUGAAAGAAGUCAAUCAUAUGUCUCCUUUCAAUACAGCUGCUUUUCCUGACAGCCUUGCAAUCGCUAAAGAAGGUGAACUUUCGAUUGGAACUAUCGACGAUAUCCAGAAGCUUCAUAUCCGGACGAUUCCCUUGAAUGAACAAGCACGGCGUAUCUGCCACCAGGAACAGUCCAGGACACUAGCGUUCUGCAGUUUCAAGUACAACCAUGACAGUAUGGAGCAAAGCGAGGCACAUUUUAUUCGUCUGUUGGAUCAUCAAACUUUUGAGUUCCUGUCUACACAUCCUCUUGAUCCGUAUGAGUGUGGUUGCUCCAUGAUUAGCUGCUCAUUCUCAGACGAUAAUAACUUCUAUUACUGUGUGGGAACAGCGUAUGUUUUACCUGAGGAGAGCGAACCAACAAAGGGCCGGAUCCUCGUUUUCGCAGUUGAAGAUGGAAGAUUGCAAUUAAUCGUAGAGAAAGAAACAAAAGGAGCUGUCUACUCUCUAAAUGCAUUCAAUGGGAAAUUGUUGGCGGCUAUCAACCAGAAGAUCCAAUUAUAUAAGUGGAUGACACGGGAUGAUGGUUCGCAUGAGCUGCAGUCCGAGUGUGGCCAUCAUGGACACAUACUGGCCUUGUAUACCCAAACCCGUGGCGAUUUUAUUGUGGUCGGUGACCUGAUGAAAUCAAUAUCCUUGCUUGUGUACAAGCAUGAGGAGAGUGCAAUCGAAGAGCUUGCUAGGGAUUACAACGCAAACUGGAUGACUGCGGUGGAGAUGAUCGAUGAUGAUAUCUAUGUUGGUGCGGAGAAUAGCUAUAACCUUUUCACUGUCCGCAAGAACAGUGAUGCAGCCACGGAUGAAGAGAGGGGCAGGCUUGAGGUUGUCGGGGAGUACCACCUUGGGGAGUUCGUGAACAGGUUCCGUCACGGCUCCCUUGUGAUGCGCCUUCCAGACUCAGAGAUGGGCCAGAUCCCAACUGUCAUCUUCGGAACAAUAAACGGGGUCAUUGGCAUCAUCGCAUCCCUGCCCCAUGACCACUACGUGUUCCUUGAGAAGCUCCAGGCCACCCUGGUGAAGUUCAUAAAGGGCGUUGGCAGCCUCAGCCACGAGCAGUGGCGGUCGUUCCACAAUGACAAGAAGACCUCAGAGGCCCGCAACUUUGUGGACGGCGAUCUGAUUGAGUCUUUUCUCGACCUCAAUAGGGGCAAGAUGGAGGAGGUAGCCAAGGUGAUGGCGGUCCCCGUGGAGGAGCUGUCGAAGAGGGUGGAGGAGCUGACGAGACUGCACUAGAUAACGUCAUGCCAUGUACAUCUUUGUUUUUACUGUUGUACUUUUUGGCAGCUCAAGAAUAAUCCUGUGGAGUUCUUAGUAACAUUGUUUUCCUGCUUUAA
Lolium rigidum is the source of this 3413-nucleotide messenger RNA. Its product is annotated as DNA damage-binding protein 1. The transcript has 19 exons. The coding region runs from base 40 to 3312 and encodes 1090 amino acids. The record is from RefSeq and is a predicted model, not a curated record. NCBI's taxonomy places the organism in Eukaryota, Viridiplantae, Streptophyta, Magnoliopsida, Poales, Poaceae. Gene Ontology annotation, cellular component: nucleus. Gene Ontology annotation, molecular function: nucleic acid binding; protein binding.